CAACAAUUAAGUACAAUGAUAAAAGAAAAACCAUUUGCAUAUGUUUUACCUUGGAACGCUGAAGAGAUGUUAAAAGGGUGAUCAUGUCAGCAUUGCAUUCUCGUCCAUACUUACUUCUCCAGAAGGAGCUGUUUAAAGUGAAACAAGCGGGAGUUUGGGGAAUCAAUGUUGAGUUGGUGGACGAUAAUCUUUUUCAAUGGAGAGUUUUUCUAGCUGGUUUAAAAGGGACACUUUGGCAAGAUGGUGAGUUUGUUUUACUGAUUGAUUAUUCAGAAGAUUACAACAUAGAGGCACCUGCAGUAAUGUUUCAGACAAUACCGUUUCACCCUAACGUUGACAGCAAAAGUGGAAGAGUAUGUUUAGGAUGUCUUGAACAAUGGGAUCAAGUCUAUUCAUCGCUGUUUUUGUUAUUGUCAAUUCAAAACAUUUUGUCUGAGCCUUGCUUGGAAAACGUCAUCAAUAAAGAAGCCUUGGUACUGAUCAGAUCUUAUCCAAGGCGGUAUAAGCAAUUGGUGCUUGAUUGCGUGCUUGAAAGUAAACGGUCUAGAUAUAAUCCUUCCAUAACCUUUGUCUCCAAUAAUUCGCCACCAAACGAACAUCAACUUAAGAAGCAAGCACCUGAUGAGGGCGACAAAAGUGAUAAAAAGGAUAGUUGUAAAUUGUCUUACGACGAAUACUUAAAAGCUUGGAGGGAAAUAGGCUCUACGAAUCAUGCUACACAAAACAAAAACUCACUUUGUGGCUUGCUAGACUCCAAUUUUCAUCAGACCGAUUAUGAUUCGAUAAAAACAGAAGUAGAUGAUGAAGUUCACCGACAGUUAUUUGAACAUCGCAAGCUGAUGUUCGGUCAGUUUGAGAAUGAUGGAAAGAAUAGUGCGAAAAGAUUGACAGCCAACAAAAUGGCGUUGUUGAAAGAAUUAGAUACAAAUAAAAGGGAGCACAAAAGUGUAAAAAUCGCGUUACCCUCCUCAUCCAGAGAUGAUAUAGUCAACGAGAAAGACAUCGAUGUGUUAGAAGCGAAUGAUAUAUUGGCAUGGACUAACAGUUUGCCCAAUGAUGUUUAAAAAGAUGACUUUUAGAUGGAUGCAAUUGUUUUUUGAUAAGUUAAGUACCAACUACCUUAAGUGGAUAAAUUUUCGCAAAAUUUUUCAAAAAGCAACUCGACGAUAAGGAAGAUUUGUAAUUAGGAUUUGUGGUGUAAAAAUUUGAAGUAAUUUUUUUUUUUGAAGAACAAUCCUGAAUUACGAUUUGCGGAGAUUGAAAAAGUCCUUGAUACCUCAAAGUAGUAAUAUAGAAUGUACGAAAGUCAAAGUUCACUAUUGAUUUAAUUAGUUAAUUAUACUUAUUUUUAAUGAUUUUUUAAUAUAUUUAUAUCUGCAGCCGGCAGAUUAUGAAGUUGUAUCUAUAAUAACUUUUUAUCCUGUAUAUAGAUUAAUGUGUUUUUUGACAUUAUUCCUUAUAUAAAAGUUUUGGAU
Hydractinia symbiolongicarpus is the source of this 1475-nucleotide messenger RNA. RefSeq lists its product as uncharacterized. Lineage: Eukaryota; Metazoa; Cnidaria; Hydrozoa; Anthoathecata; Hydractiniidae. The coding region runs from base 84 to 1064 and encodes 326 amino acids. The transcript has 6 exons. The record is from RefSeq and is a predicted model, not a curated record.